AUGUCGUACAGCACAUCGUCACCCGCCGCUAGAGCUCCUCUAGCUGGCCGUACUGCUAGCACCAUCGCUCAUGACCGUACUUUGAAAAUCGUUACGGAAAUGCGUAGCGGAGCUGGCUCUGGAAUGUCUCCAUUCGGCCAGAAUGCCGCGAGUACCAUCAGGGACUCUCGCGAACGCGAAAAGAAGGAAAUGUCUGAUUUGAACGAUCGUCUCGCCAAUUACAUCGAAAAAGUUCGUUUCCUUGAAGCUCAGAACCGUAAGUUGGCUACUGACCUCGAUAUGCUUCGUGGCAAAUGGGGAAAAGAUACUCACAACAUCCGCAACAUGUACGAAGGAGAAUUAUCUGAUGCUCAAAAGCUCAUUGAAGAAACGAACAAACAACGAAAGGAUGUUGAGAAUCAGAUCAAGAAGAUGCAAGAUGAACUUGCUGAUAUCCGCCGAAAAUAUGAAGAAGCUGUUCGUGGAAGAGAACAAGACAGAGCCAAGAUUGAUGAUCUUCUUGUUAAGCUUAGCCAGCUCGAGGCUGAAAUUUCUCUGCUCAAGAGACGUAUUGCUCAACUUGAGGAUGAAGUCAAGCGUAUCAAGCAAGAGAACCAUCGUUUGAUGAGUGAGCUUCAACGUGCUAGAACUGAUUUGGAUCAAGAGACAUUAAACAGAAUUGAUUAUCAAAAUCAAGUUCAAACUCUUCUCGAAGAGAUCGAUUUCCUUCGACGAGUUCACGAUUCUGAGAUCAAGGAUCUUCAGACUUUGGCUUCUCGUGAUACUACACCUGAGAAUCGCGAGUUCUUCAAGAAUGAACUGUCUUCUGCCAUCAGAGACAUUCGUGAGGAAUAUGAUCAAGUCAGCAACGUUCAUCGUAAUGAUAUGGAGUCUUGGUACAGAUUGAAGGUUCAAGAGAUUCAAACUCAGAGCGCUCGCCAGACUAUGGAACAUGGCUAUGCUAAGGAAGAGGUCAAGAGACUCAGAACUCAACUCAGCGAUCUGAGAGGAAAGUUGGCUGAUUUAGAAAGCCGCAACUCCAUGCUCGAGAAACAAAUCCAAGAGUUGAACUAUCAACUUGAAGAUGAUCAAAGAUCCUACGAAGCUGCCCUCAACGAUCGCGAUUCCCAAAUCCGUAAGAUGCGUGAGGAAUGCCAAGCCCUUAUGGUCGAAUUGCAAAUGCUCCUCGACACCAAGCAAACCCUUGAUGCUGAAAUCGCCAUUUACCGCAAGAUGUUGGAAGGAGAAGAAAACCGUGCCGGCCUUAAGCAACUUGUUGAACAAGUCGUUAAGACUCAUGCCAUCACCCAAGAGACAGAUACAGAGACAAUGAGAGUUGUCAAGGGAGAAACAGCUUCUCGACAAUCCUUCCAACGUUCUGCCAAGGGUAAUGUCUCCAUCCACGAGGCCUCUCCUGAUGGAAAGUACGUCGUCCUCCAGAAUACCCACCGCUCCAAAGACGAGCAUGUCGGUGAGUGGAAGUUGAAACGCCGAAUCGAUGGAAAGCGCGAGAUUGUGUAUACCUUACCUAGAGAGUUUGUCCUUAGAGCUGGAAAAACAGUGAAGAUCUUCGCCCGCAACCAAGGAGUUGCUUCCCCACCUGACCAAUUGGUCUUCGAUGCUGAAGAUUCCUUCGGAACAGGCAAUUCCGUCCAAACCAUCCUAUUCAAUAAGGAAGGAGAGGAACGCGCCACUCACAUCCAGCGUCAGAGCACAGCUUAA
Auanema sp. JU1783 is the source of this 1701-nucleotide messenger RNA. The record is from the annotation of a GenBank genome assembly. NCBI's taxonomy places the organism in Eukaryota, Metazoa, Nematoda, Chromadorea, Rhabditida, Rhabditidae.